CUCCGGUAAACCUGCAAAUAUACAACGUGAUGAGUUAUGUCCAUCCACCCCCCAUUGACUUCAUUGAACGAAAUGGGGUCAUCCCGGACUCAGAACGCAAUGCCCUGAUUGACAUCCACCCAAAGGGCUUCUUCAUACGCCACCCCCCUGCACCCCACGAAUUGGACGAGGCUCUGACACCUGAAGCCAGUCUUUUUCAGACAAUCCACAUGGGAGCCGCGGUUGUGGAUGCCAGUAGCUGGAAACUCGUGGUCGAUGGGCUUGUCGAACGGCCUUUCCCUAUGAAUCUCGAACAAUUACGACAGAUGCCGUCCAAGUCAGUUACGUCUUUCCAUGAAUGCUACGGCAGUCCCAUCACCCCACCAACAAAGAAUGUCUGGCGCAUCGGCAAUGUUCGAUGGACGGGGGUCCCGCUGCAGUAUCUGCUAUCAAUUGCUCGGCCAGACCGUGAGCGAGGGUUAUUUGUGUGGUCCGAUGGGUUAGACUCGGGGACCUUUGCUGGUGUCUCGGCGGACAGAUACCAGAAGGAUCUACCUAUUGAAAAGGCCUUAUCGCCGGAAGUUUUGAUCGCUUACGAGAUGAAUGGUCAGCCAUUGACCAAAGAGCGCGGCGGGCCCGUGAGACUAGUCGUGCCAGGAUGGUUUGGAACGAAUUCCACCAAAUGGUUGUGUCGACUGUCUGUGCAGGCAACGAGAUCAGCAGGCCCAUUCACGACUGUCUUUUAUAAUGAGCUCGAUCCAACGGAUUCGAAGGGCAUAAGGAAACGGCCUGUCUGGAAGGUUGAGCCUAAUUCGAUUAUUGUCCGGCCUCGACCGGAGGAAGUGGUGAUUGGUUCUCAGUAUGUUGAGGGUUGGGGACGCGCAUGGGGUGCAGAUGAGAUUGUGCGUGUUGAGGUCAGUCUUGAUCAUGGAGAUACUUGGAAUAAGGCAAGCGUGGUCCCGCGAAAGCAGUUUGAGUGGCAAUUGUUCUCCUUUCGAGUGUAUAUUCACCGACCAGGCAGAUAUGAUAUUCAAGCAAGAGCCACGGAUGAAUCAGGUGCGCAGCAGCCGCUACUUGGGAGACGAAAUCAUGUGCCAACGGUGCGAAUUUACAUGCGGUCCAGGGACACCUAG
Molecule: messenger RNA, 1112 nt
Organism: Aspergillus sclerotioniger CBS 115572
Lineage: Eukaryota; Fungi; Ascomycota; Eurotiomycetes; Eurotiales; Aspergillaceae
Product: sulfite reductase
Exons: 1
Coding region: 30-1112 (360 amino acids)
Cellular component (GO): mitochondrion
Molecular function (GO): molybdenum ion binding; oxidoreductase activity
Source: RefSeq, a predicted model, not a curated record